This is a messenger RNA of Racocetra fulgida, 1025 nucleotides long. NCBI's taxonomy places the organism in Eukaryota, Fungi, Glomeromycota, Glomeromycetes, Diversisporales, Gigasporaceae. The record is from the annotation of a GenBank genome assembly.
AUUACAAUAUAAAAAAACGAGAUGCAUUUGAUAACUCAUAUAUGAUUGAUAAAAAUCUUUAUGAUAUUGUUAUUGUUGGAGGGGGGAUUACCGGAAGUGCUUUAGCAUGCGCUUUAGAUAUUGGUGUGUGGGAAAAUAUUAUACAGGAACGCAUUAAACCAUUCAAAGACAUGCAAGUAUGGGAUGGCAUUAGUAACGCCAGAAUAAGAUUUAAUAGUGAUUUUAUUGAUAAAAAUGUAGAGGCCAUCGCAUGGAUAAUGGAAAAUCAUAAUAUUCAACAUGCCAUUCUCACCAAACUUGCGCAAAAUAAAGAUAGCAAUGUCAAUUUUCUUGAAAAUACUAAAGUAGAGAGAAUCAUGUUUGAUAAUAUUGAUUACGAAAAUGAACAAUUUGACUUAUCUGACUGGCCAACUCUUGAAUUAAGUAAUGGAAGAAUUUUAAAGGCUAGACUAUUGAUUGGUGCUGACGGAAUCAAUUCUAUUGUUCGCUCAUUUGCUAACAUUGAAUCACUUGGUUGGGAUUACAAUGCAAGUGCUGUGGUGGCCACUUUGCAAGUGGAUCCUCUGGUGGAAAACAUAGCAGCGUGGCAACGAUUUUUACCAACUGGCCCUAUUGCAAUGUUGCCGAUCAAAAAUGGAUUUUCAUCGAUGGUAUGGUCUACGACUCCCACUCUUGCUUCCAAGAUACGUAAACUUCCAUCAAACAAUUUCGUACACUUGGUGAAUGCAGCGAUCCACCUUCGAGUUGCUGAUUUAGAAUAUUUAUAUUCUCAACUUGAAAAUAAUGCUAUUGACUUUUCAAAAGAAUUUGAAUGGCGUCAAUCUGUUGAGAAAAAAGCAGGCAUUGGAAAUAACCCUGAGGAAAUAUUUCCACCAUUAAUAUUGGAUAUACAAGAAAAAAGUCGUGCGGAAUUUCCAUUAAAGAUGAGAAAUGCAGAAACUGAUGUACAAAGUUUAGUCAAAGUCAUUGAACAUGGAGUUAUUACGGGGCAAGAUUUAGGUAAUUUACAAUAUAUUUAUGUUUAA